Molecule: messenger RNA, 2043 nt
Organism: Cryptococcus wingfieldii CBS 7118
Lineage: Eukaryota; Fungi; Basidiomycota; Tremellomycetes; Tremellales; Cryptococcaceae
Product: acetyl-coenzyme A synthetase
Exons: 7
Coding region: 1-2043 (680 amino acids)
Cellular component (GO): cytosol
Molecular function (GO): AMP binding; acetyl-CoA synthetase activity
Source: RefSeq, a predicted model, not a curated record
AUGGGCAAGACCGAAGUCGCUCCCGGCGUACACCACGUACACCCCCUCCCCGACUCUGUCCCAGAGAGCGAAGACCUCUUUGCCCCCCCUCCCCGUCUGCGCGGCGAGGACAACCGCCCCAAGCCGCACAUCGGCCCCAAUUACGAGGCCUACCUCAAGGAGUGGGCCAAGACUGUCGGCCCCAACAGCGACGAGUGGUGGGCCGAGAAGGCGAGGACGACCCUCGACUGGUAUGAAGACUUCAAGACUGUCCGGGCAGGUGGCUUCGAGGAGGGCGACGUGCAGUGGUUCCCCGAGGGUACGCUGAAUGCUGCCUACAACUGUGUCGACCGUCACUUUUACGCCAACCCCGACAAGGCCGCCAUCAUCUACGAGGCCGACGAGCCCAGCGAGUCGCGCGAGAUCACCUACAGGGAGCUCAUGCAGGAGACUUGCCGACUCGCCAACGUCCUCAAGAGCUAUGGUGUCAAGAAGGGCGAUGCCGUAUCCAUCUAUCUCCCCAUGACCUGGCAAUCUGCUGCCGCCUUCCUCGCCUGUGCCCGUAUCGGUGCCAUCCACUCUGCCGUCUUUGCCGGUUUCUCCGCCGAGUCUCUGCGUGACAGGGUCAACGACUGCGAGUGUAAAGUCUUGAUCACGACCGACGAGGGUCGUCGUGGUGGUAAGGGCAUUGCUACCAAGGCCAUUGUGGAUGCCGCCCUGCAACAGUGUCCACUUGUCGAACACGUUGUCGUCCUCCGAAGGACUGGCAACAAGGUGCCCAUGACUGAGGGCCGAGACAAGUGGUGGGACGAAGAGUGCGCCAAGGUGCCCUCUUAUGCUCCCUGCGAGCGAAUGGCCUCUGAAGACCCCCUCUUCAUCCUCUACACUUCCGGAUCUACAGGCAAGCCAAAGGGUGUCGUCCACUCUACCGCAGGUUACCUUCUCGGCGCCCACCUUUCCUUGAAAUACGUCUUUGACAUCCACCCCGACGACCGUUUCGCCUGUAUGGCCGAUAUCGGAUGGAUCACCGGCCACUCUUACAUUAUCUACGGUCCCCUCUCAAACGGUAUCACCACCACCGUCUUUGAGAGUACGCCCGUGUACCCCACAGCCGCCCGAUACUGGGACUUUGUCGACAAGUGGAAGGCUACCCAGCUCUACACUGCGCCCACUGCUAUCCGGCUGUUGAGGCGUAUGGGAGAGGAGCACGUCAAGAACCAUGAUCUCUCUUCUCUCAGGGUCUUGGGUUCUGUCGGUGAGCCGAUCAACCCCGAGGCUUGGCACUGGUACAACGACUUUCCCGGAAAGCAGCAGUGUGCUAUCGUUGAUACAUACUGGAUGACUGAGACCGGUUCGUUCGCCGUCGCCCCCAUUCCCGGAGCCAUCUCUACCAAGCCCGGAUCUGCCACCUUCCCCUUCUUCGGUAUGGAUCUCGACAUUAUCGACCCUACCUCUGGUGCCGUGUUGGAGGGUAACGAUGUGGAGGGUGUGUUGGUUGCCAAGAAGCCCUGGCCGAGUCUGGCGAGGAGCGUGUACAGGGACCACAAGAGGUACUUGGAGACUUAUAUGAAGCCUUACCCCGGGUAUUUCUUCUUUGGUGAUGGUGCUGCUCGGGAUUACGACGGCUACCUCUGGAUCAAGGGACGUGUUGACGAUGUCAUCAACGUCUCUGGCCACCGUCUCUCCACAGCCGAAGUCGAAUCCGCCCUCAUUCUCCACAAGGGUGUCGCCGAGACUGCCGUCGUGGGCUGCGCGGACGACCUCACAGGUCAGGCAGUGUAUGCGUUUGUGACGAUGAAGCCCGAGUUUGACUUGAAGACCACCAAGGAGGCGGACUUGAGCAGGGAGUUGGCGAUACAGGUUAGGAAGGUCAUCGGGCCGUUUGCCGCGCCCAAGAAGAUUUUCCUCGUGUCGGAUCUCCCCAAGACGCGAUCAGGCAAGAUCAUGCGAAGGGUGUUACGGAAGAUUGUGGCGGGCGAGGCGGACCAGCUUGGAGACCUUUCUUCUGUUGCCGACCCCGAGAUUGUCGAGGAGGUCAAGGCCAAGGUUGCCGCCAAGGCCUAA